UUGAGUAGUACCAAAUCUUCUGAACUGUGUUUCUAAAAUCCUAGGUUUCAGUCCUGCUUUAGCACUGGUGGCUGGGUAAACUUUGACAGCUUUUAAUUUUAUGCACAGAAAAACUAUAUUGAUAUAAAUUACCUUCAGUUGCAAUUCUGGCUUUACACCAUUGAUUGCUUUUAUUGUAGGUACCUGCCAAGGAUGUUUUUUAAGCAUCCUUUUCUUUGUCUUUUUUUCCUGGAAAAAUCUUCAGAUGUUCCUUGAGAACUAGAAGUGUUUAUCACCAAUCAGCCAAGAUGAACAUGGUGAAGAGGAUCAUGGGGCGGCCGAGGCAGGAGGAGUGCAGCCCACAGGACAAUGCUCUGGGACUGAUGCACCUGAGGCGGCUCUUCACCGAGUUGUGCCAUCCUCCUCGACACAUGACUCAGAAGGAACAAGAAGAGAAGCUGUACAUGAUGCUGCCAGUAUUUAACAGGGUUUUUGGAAAUGCUCCGCCAAAUACAAUGACAGAAAAAUUUUCUGAUCUUCUACAAUUCACAACACAAGUUUCAAGACUAAUGGUGACAGAAAUUAGAAGGAGAGCAUCAAACAAAUCCACAGAGGCUGCAAGUCGGGCCAUAGUCCAGUUCCUGGAGAUUAAUCAGAGUGAAGAAGCCAGUAGAGGCUGGAUGCUUCUGACAACAAUUAAUUUGUUGGCGUCCUCUGGCCAGAAAACUGUGGACUGCAUGACGACGAUGUCAGUGCCUUCCACCCUGGUUAAGUGUCUGUAUUUGUUCUUUGACCUUCCCCAUGUGCCUGAGGCAGGUGGAGGUGCACAGAAUGAGCUGCCUCUAGCAGAGCGCAGAGGACUACUCCAGAAGGUUUUUGUACAGAUUUUAGUGAAGCUUUGCAGUUUUGUUUCUCCGGCAGAGGAGCUGGCUCAGAAAGAUGAUCUCCAGCUUUUAUUUAGUGCAAUAACCUCCUGGUGCCCUCCCUACAACCUUCCUUGGAGGAAGAGCGCAGGAGAAGUCCUGAUGACCAUAUCCCGGCAUGGGCUUAGUGUCAAUGUAGUGAAGUAUAUUCAUGAAAAAGAAUGUUUAUCUACAUGUGUUCAGAAUAUGCAGCAGUCAGAUGACCUGUCUCCCUUAGAAAUUGUUGAAAUGUUUGCUGGGCUUUCUUGUUUCCUCAAAGAUUCCAGUGAUGUUUCCCAAACUCUCUUAGAUGAUUUUCGGAUAUGGCAAGGAUAUAAUUUUCUUUGUGAUCUUUUGCUUAGAUUGGAACAAGCAAAAGAGGCAGAAUCCAAAGAUGCCUUGAAAGAUCUAGUUCAUCUGAUAACUUCCCUAACAACAUAUGGGGUCAGUGAACUCAAGCCAGCUGGUAUUACCACAGGGGCACCUUUUUUAUUGCCUGGAUUUGCAGUCCCUCAGCCCGCAGGCAAAGGUCACAGUGUGAGAAACAUCCAGGCCUUUGCAGUUCUUCAGAAUGCAUUUUUGAAAGCAAAAACCAACUUCCUUGCCCAGAUCAUUCUUGAUGCUAUCACAAAUAUUUACAUGGCAGACAAUGCUAAUUAUUUCAUCCUAGAAUCACAACACACAUUGUCACAGUUUGCAGAGAAGAUUUCUAAACUCCCCGAAGUACAAAACAAAUACUUUGAGAUGCUGGAGUUUGUUGUUUUUAGCUUAAAUUAUAUUCCGUGUAAAGAACUUAUUAGUGUUAGUAUCCUCUUAAAAUCUAGCUCUUCUUACCACUGUAGCAUUGUUGCAAUGAAGACACUUCUUAAGUUCACAAGACAUGACUAUGUAUUUAAGGAUGUAUUUAGGGAAGUGGGUCUUCUUGAGGUCAUGGUAACCCUUUUACAUAAAUAUGCUGCCCUGUUGAAGGACCCAGCUCAGGCACUGAAUGAACAAGGAGACUCAAGAAAUAACAGUUCAGUUGAAGACCAAAAGCAUCUGGCUCUUUUGGUCAUGGAGACCUUGACAGUGCUUCUCCAAGGAUCAAACACAAAUGCAGGCAUAUUCCGCGAGUUUGGAGGUGCACGGUGCGCGCACAACAUAGUGAAGUACCCUCAGUGCAGGCAGCACGCCCUGAUGACUAUCCAGCAGUUGGUGCUGUCUCCAAAUGGGGACGAUGACAUGGGCACACUACUGGGCUUAAUGCACUCAGCUCCACCCACAGAACUACAGUUGAAGACUGAUAUUUUAAGGGCCCUUUUGUCAGUACUUCGAGAAAGCCAUCGUUCCAGAACAGUUUUUAGGAAAGUUGGAGGAUUUGUGUACAUUACAUCCUUGCUCGUUGCUAUGGAAAGAUCCUUAAGCUCUCCACCGAAGAAUGGCUGGGAGAAAGUGAACCAAAAUCAAGUGUUUGAGCUUCUCCACACUGUGUUCUGCACAUUGACUGCAGCAAUGCGCUAUGAGCCAGCCAACUCUCAUUUCUUCAAAACAGAGAUUCAGUAUGAGAAAUUGGCAGAUGCCGUUCGAUUUCUUGGCUGCUUCUCAGACUUAAGAAAAAUAAGCGUCAUGAAUGUCUUCCCCUCAAACACACAGCCAUUUCAGAGACUACUUGAGGAAGACGUGACCUCAGUGGAUUCAGUGUCACCCACUUUGCGACACUGCAGUAAACUCUUUAUUUAUCUCUACAAGGUAGCAACAGAUUCUUUUGACAGUCGUGCAGAACAGAUCCCUCCUUGCCUGACAAGUGAGUCUUCUCUCCCCUCUCCUUGGGGGACACCAGCUUUGUCGAGGAAAAGGCAUGCAUAUCAUUCUGUCUCAACUCCCCCUGUUUACCCUGCGAAAAAUGUUGCUGACCUGAAACUCCAUGGGACAGCUUCACCUCUGCAGAAUUCUGAUGCCGUCAUCAUCCAUCCUGGUGCCAUGCUAGCCAUGCUGGACCUCUUGGCCUCUGUGGGGUCCGUGACACAGCCAGAACACGCUUUGGACCUUCAACUUGCUGUGGCAAAUAUCUUACAAUCCCUGGUGCAUACAGAGAGAAACCAACAAGUCAUGUGUGAAGCUGGUCUUCAUGCGAGACUAUUGCAGAGAUGCAGUGCGGCGCUGGCUGAUGAGGACCACUCUCUGCACCCUCCCCUCCAGCGGAUGUUUGAACGCUUAGCCUCUCAGGCACUGGAGCCCAUGGUGCUAAGGGAGUUUUUACGUUUGGCAAGUCCUUUAAAUUGUGGUGCCUGGGACAAAAAAUUGCUCAAACAAUACAGGGUCCACAAACCAAGCUCAUUGAGUUAUGAACCAGAGAUGAGAAGUAGCAUGAUCACUUCCCUGGAAGGUCUGGGUUCUGAUAAUGUUUUUAGCUUCCAUGAAGAUAACCAUUAUCGGAUAAGUAAAAGCCUGGUAAAAUCUGCAGAAGGAAGUACUGUACCCUUGACUAGGGUGAAGUGUUUGGUCUCCAUGACAACCCCACAUGACAUCAGACUUCAUGGGUCAUCAGUUACUCCAGCCUUUGUUGAAUUUGACACAUCUCUUGAAGGGUUUGGUUAUCUUUUACAUAAAUAUCCAGUGACAAUAGAUGUUGAGAUUGAUUUCAAUGACAUUAGAGACUAUAAUAGCAGAAUUGAUGAUUUUAGUGAAGAAUCUUCUUUUUAUGAGAUUCUCCCAUGCUGUGCUCGCUUUCGAUGUGGAGAGCUUAUAGUCGAGGGGCAGUGGCAUCAUCUGGUUCUGGUGAUGAGCAAAGGCAUGCUGAAAAACAGCACUGCAGCCCUCUACCUUGAUGGACAGCUGGUUAGCACAGUAAAGCUUCAUUAUGUUCAUAGUACUCCAGGGGGGUCAGGCUCUGUGAACCCCCCAGUGGUGAGCACAGUCUAUGCCUACAUUGGUACUCCACCUGCUCAACGCCAGAUUGCUUCAUUGGUUUGGCGACUGGGACCCACCCAUUUUCUAGAAGAAGUUUUACCUCCUUCAAGUGUUACUUCCAUUUAUGAACUUGGACCAAAUUAUGUUGGAAGCUUUCAGGCUGUAUGCAUGCCAUGUAAAGAUGCAAAAUCUGAAGGUAUUAUCCCAUCUCCUGUGUCAUUGGUUCCGGAGGAAAAGGUAUCAUUUGGCCUCUAUGCACUCUCUGUAUCCUCCCUAACAGUGGCGAGAAUCCGGAAAGUGUAUAACAAGUUGGAUAGCAAAGCCAUUGCCAAACAGUUAGGCAUUUCUUCCCACGAGAAUGCCACUCCUGUGAAGUUGAUCCACAAUGCAGCAGGCCAUCUUAAUGGACCUGCAAGGAGCAUUGGGGCUACACUGAUUGGAUACUUGGGAGUGAGAACAUUUGUCCCCAAGCCUGUUGCCACUACUUUGCAGUACAUUGGUGGAGCUGCGGCCAUCCUGGGCCUCGUAGCCAUGGCCUCUGAUGUGGAAGGGUUAUAUGCAGCAGUCAAGGCCCUGGUUUGUGUGGUCAAGAGUAACCCACUAGCCAGCAAAGAAAUGGAGAGAAUCAAGGGUUAUCAGUUGCUGGCAAUGCUGCUUAAGAAGAAACGUUCUCUUCUGAACAGCCACAUCCUCCAUCUAACUUUUUCCUUGGUGGGAACAGUCGAUAGUGGACACGAGACCUCCAUUAUACCAAACUCAACUGCUUUCCAAGACCUUCUUUGUGAUUUUGAAGUCUGGCUACAUGCACCCUAUGAGCUUCAUCUUUCCCUAUUUGAGCACUUCAUUGAACUGCUUACAGAGUCCAGUGAAGCUUCAAAGAAUGCCAAGUUAAUGAGAGAAUUCCAGUUGAUCCCAAAGUUGCUCCUGACUCUGCGAGACAUGUCCUUAUCCCAGCCCACCAUUGCUGCUAUUAGUAAUGUGCUGAGCUUCUUGUUACAAGGUUUCCCCAAUAGCAAUGAUCUACUCAGAUUUGGACAGUUUAUUUCUUCUACUUUGCCAACCUUUGCAGUUUGUGAGAAAUUUGUAGUUAUGGAAAUAAAUAAUGAAGAGAAACUUGACACUGGAACUGAAGAAGAAUUUGGAAGUCUUGUAUCUGCCAAUCUUAUACUUUUGAGAAACAGACUUUUGGAUAUAUUGCUAAAACUAGUUUAUACAUCUAAAGAAAAAACAAGCAUUAACUUGCAAGCUUGUGAAGAACUGGUCAAGACCCUGGGCUUUGACUGGAUCAUGAUGUUUAUGGAAGAACACUUGCAUCCCACCACAGUUACAGCAGCCAUGAGGAUUCUUGUCGUCCUGCUUAGUAAUCAGUCUAUUCUCAUCAAAUUUAAAGAAGGACUCAGUGGUGGAGGAUGGCUUGAACAGACGGAUUCUGUCUUAACUAAUAAGAUUGGAACUGUGUUAGGGUUCAAUGUGGGCAGAAGUGCCGGUGGGAGAUGGACGGUCAGGGAGAUUAACCGGGAUGCCUGUCAUUUUCCCGGUUUUCCAGUUCUCCAGUCAUUUCUUCCUAAACACACUAAUGUCCCUGCCCUUUAUUUCCUCCUCAUGGCAUUGUUUCUGCAGCAGCCAGUUAGUGAGCUGCCUGAGAACCUGCAGGUCAGUGUGCCUGUCAUCAGCAGCCGAUGUAAGCAGGGUUGCCAGUUUGACUUGGAUUCCAUAUGGACAUUUAUCUUUGGGGUUCCUGCCUCCAGUGGGACUGUUGUCUCCUCUAUCCACAAUGUGUGUACAGAGGCUGCUUUUCUUUUGUUGGGAAUGCUCCGCAGCAUGCUGAAUUCACCAUGGCAGUCAGAAGAAGAGGGGUCUUGGCUUCGAGAAUAUCCAGUAACCCUGAUGCAAUUCUUCAGAUACUUAUAUCACAAUGUCCCAGACCUUGCCUCCAUGUGGAUGAGCCCUGAUUUUUUAUGCGCCUUAGCAGCAACUGUCUUCCCCUUCAAUAUUCGACCUUACUCAGAGAUGGUUACUGAUCUUGAUGAUGAAGUUGGAUCUCCAGCCGAAGAGUUUAAGGCGUUUGCAGCAGACACAGGAAUGAACAGGAGCCAAUCAGAGUACUGUAAUGUGGGCACCAAGACGUAUCUGACCAAUCACCCAGCUAAAAAGUUUGUGUUUGACUUCAUGCGGGUCUUAAUAAUAGACAACCUGUGUCUUACCCCGGCCAGCAAGCAAACUCCACUGAUUGAUCUUUUGUUAGAGGCUUCCCCUGAAAGAUCUACAAGAACACAGCAAAAAGAAUUUCAGACUUACAUUUUGGAUAGUGUGAUGGAUCAUUUGCUUGCAGCUGAUGUGUUAUUGGGGGAAGAUGCAUCUCUGCCUAUUACAAGUGGAGGAAGCUACCAGGUAUUGGUGAACAAUGUGUUUUAUUUCACGCAACGUGUGGUGGACAAGCUUUGGCAAGGCAUGUUCAACAAAGAAUCUAAACUUCUUAUAGAUUUUAUAAUUCAACUAAUUGCACAGUCAAAGAGAAGGUCACAGGGAUUGUCGCUGGAUGCGGUUUAUCACUGCCUCAACAGGACCAUCUUGUAUCAGUUCUCACGGGCACACAAAACUGUUCCUCAGCAAGUAGCUCUCCUUGAUUCGCUCAGGGUCCUUACUGUAAAUAGGAACUUGAUCCUGGGACCUGGAAACCAUGACCAAGAAUUCAUUAGCUGUCUUGCUCACUGCUUGAUUAAUCUACAUGUUGGAAGCAACGUGGAUGGAUUUGGAUUGGAAGCAGAAGCCCGCAUGACCACAUGGCACAUUAUGAUCCCCUCUGACAUUGAACCAGAUGGUGGUUACAGCCAAGAUAUUAGUGAAGGGCGUCAGCUGCUCAUAAAGGCUGUCAAUAGAGUUUGGACUGAACUGAUUCAUAGUAAGAAACAAGUCCUGGAGGAGCUUUUCAAAGUGACUCUGCCUGUAAAUGACAGGGGCCAUGUGGACAUAGCCAUAGCCCGACCACUCAUUGAAGAAGCUGGUUUGAAAUGCUGGCAGAAUCACUUGGCCCACGAAAAGAAAUGCGUAAGUCGAGGAGAAGCCUUAGUGCCUACCACACAAUCCAAACUGUCCCGUGUCAGCAGUGGCUUUGGUCUUUCCAAGUUAACAGGAUCAAGAAGGAAUCGAAAGGAAAGUGGUCUUAAUAAACACAGUCUUUCCACCCAGGAGAUUUCUCAGUGGAUGUUUACACAUAUUGCUGUUGUUCGUGACCUAGUAGACACACAAUAUAAGGAGUAUCAAGAGCGUCAGCAGAAUGCCCUGAAGUACGUGACAGAGGAAUGGUGCCAAAUUGAGUGUGAGCUGCUGAGGGAACGAGGGCUAUGGGGCCCCCCCAUUGGUUCCCAUCUAGACAAGUGGAUGUUGGAGAUGACAGAAGGGCCCUGCAGAAUGAGGAAAAAAAUGGUGCGAAAUGACAUGUUUUAUAACCAUUAUCCUUACGUGCCAGAAACAGAGCAAGAGACAAACGUGGCGUCUGAGAUCCCAAGUAAACAGCCCGAGACUCCCGAUGAUACCAUUCCUCAAAAGAAACCUGCCAGGUACAGAAGAGCCAUAAGCUAUGACAGUAAAGAAUACUACAUGCGCCUGGCCUCUGGCAAUCCAGCUAUUGUCCAGGACACCAUUGUGGAGAGUUCAGAAGGUGAAGCUGCCCAGCAGGAGCCAGAGCAUGGAGAGGACACCAUUGCCAAGGUCAAAGGUUUAGUCAAGCCCCCUUUAAAACGUUCUCGAUCUGCGCCUGACGGAGGAGAUGAGGAGAACCAGGACCAGCUACAAGAUCAGAUUGCAGAGAGCAGCUCUAUAGAAGAGGAAGAGAAAACAGACAAUGCGACUUUGCUGCGCCUCUUAGAAGAAGGAGAAAAGAUCCAACACAUGUACCGUUGUGCUCGAGUCCAGGGCCUGGAUACCAGUGAGGGGCUACUUCUUUUUGGGAAAGAGCAUUUUUAUGUGAUUGAUGGGUUUACCAUGACAGCAACCAGAGAAAUAAGAGAUAUUGAAACUUUGCCUCCAAAUAUGCAUGAACCAAUUAUCCCCAGAGGAGCCAGGCAAGGCCCCAGUCAACUUAAGAGAACCUGCAGCAUUUUCGCAUAUGAAGAUAUCAAGGAAGUGCAUAAAAGAAGGUAUCUCUUACAGCCUAUUGCUGUUGAAGUUUUCUCUGGAGAUGGACGGAAUUACCUCCUUGCUUUUCAGAAAGGAAUUAGGAACAAAGUCUACCAAAGGUUUCUGGCAGUAGUGCCGUCUUUAACCGACAGUUCAGAAUCUGUGUCUGGACAAAGGCCCAACACCAGUGUGGAGCAGGGAUCUGGAUUGCUUAGCACUUUGGUUGGAGAGAAGUCUGUGACUCAGAGAUGGGAGAGAGGUGAAAUCAGCAACUUCCAGUAUUUGAUGCACUUGAACACUCUGGCUGGCCGAUCGUACAAUGAUCUCAUGCAGUACCCAGUUUUUCCCUGGAUCCUUGCAGAUUACGAUUCAGAGGAGGUAGAUCUUACCAAUCCCAAGACAUUUAGAAACCUGGCCAAACCAAUGGGAGCACAGACAGAUGAACGACUGGCUCAGUAUAAGAAGCGGUAUAAAGAUUGGGAGGACCCUAAUGGAGAAACUCCAGCCUACCACUACGGGACCCAUUAUUCAUCUGCAAUGAUUGUGGCCUCAUACCUUGUAAGGAUGGAGCCUUUUACCCAGAUAUUCUUAAGACUACAGGGUGGUCACUUUGACCUAGCUGACCGGAUGUUCCACAGUGUGCGGGAGGCCUGGUACUCAGCGUCAAAGCACAACAUGGCAGACGUGAAAGAACUUAUCCCAGAGUUCUUUUACUUACCCGAGUUCCUGUUCAACUCCAACAACUUUGAUCUAGGCUGUAAACAAAAUGGCACUAAGCUUGGAGAUGUUAUUCUUCCACCCUGGGCGAAAGGAGAUCCUCGAGAAUUCAUCAGAGUCCACCGUGAGGCUUUGGAAUGUGACUACGUGAGCGCCCAUCUGCAUGAGUGGAUUGACUUGAUCUUUGGCUAUAAGCAACAGGGCCCUGCUGCAGUAGAAGCCGUCAAUGUAUUCCAUCACCUUUUUUAUGAGGGUCAAGUGGAUAUCUACAACAUAAAUGAUCCGCUGAAAGAGACAGCCACCAUCGGGUUCAUUAAUAACUUUGGUCAGAUCCCAAAACAGUUAUUUAAAAAGCCUCACCCCCCAAAGCGAGUGAGGAGUCGACUCAAUGGAGACAAUGUGGGCAUGUCUGUCCCUCCAGGAUCCACAAGUGACAAGAUCUUUUUCCAUCACUUAGAUAACUUGAGGCCUUCUCUAACUCCUGUGAAAGAACUCAAGGAGCCUGUGGGACAAAUAGUAUGUACAGAUAAAGGCAUUCUUGCGGUAGAACAGAACAAGGUUCUUAUCCCACCAACAUGGAACAAAACUUUCGCUUGGGGCUAUGCAGAUCUCAGCUGCAGAUUGGGGAACUAUGAGUCAGACAAGGCAGUGACUGUUUAUGAAUGCUUGUCCGAAUGGGGCCAGAUUCUCUGUGCAAUCUGCCCCAACCCCAAGCUGGUCAUCACAGGUGGCACGAGCACCGUGGUCUGUGUGUGGGAGAUGGGCACCUCAAAAGAAAAGGCAAAGACCCUCACACUCAAGCAGGCCUUACUUGGCCACACUGAUACUGUCAACUGCGCCACAGCUUCACUUGCCUACCACAUCAUCGUCAGUGGGUCUCAAGACCGAACCUGCAUCAUCUGGGACUUGAACAAGCUGUCAUUUCUAACGCAGCUCCGAGGCCAUCGAGCUCCAGUUUCUGCUCUUUGUAUCAAUGAACUAACAGGGGACAUUGUGUCCUGCGCUGGCACAUAUAUCCAUGUUUGGAGCAUUAAUGGGAAUCCUAUUGUGAGUGUCAACACAUUCACAGGUGGGAGCCAGCAUAUUGUCUGCUGUUGUGUGUCAGAAAUGAAUGAAUGGGACACACAGAACGUCAUAGUGACAGGACACUCGGAUGGAGUGGUUCGGUUUUGGAGAAUGGAAUUUCUGCAAGUUCCUGAAACACCAGCUCCUGAGCCUGUUGAAGUUCUAGAAAUGCAGGAAAACUGUCCAGAAGCACAAAUAGGAUUUGGAGGUUACCUCUCUUCCUUAUGGGGAUCCCCAUUUGCUGCAGUCUCUGCUCCUGCUGCCAGAGUUACCAGUCUGUGUAGUCGAUUUCAGUCAGAAAUCAAACGCCUGAAGAUCUCAUCCCCAGUGCGUGUUUGUCAGAACUGUUACUACAACUUACAGCACGAGAGGAGUUCGGAAGAUGGUCCACGGAAUUGUUGAAGGCUGAACAAGCUGACCAGACACCAUGAUCUGUAGACCUUCUCCCAUUCCUGUCACAGCUCGGAAGGCAUUGAAGCAGUCUCCGUUUACAUCUCCUCAUACUGUGUGUGUGUGUGACAUGCGGAGUCCAAAGGGAUCAUUGCCUCCCAGGGGGUGGAGUGCAGCAGCCAACAGCUGAGAAGAGGCCACGCCCGUUUGCAGACCUUCAAUAUCCGAUUCUCCCUGGUAACAGUAGCUUCUCAGAGAAAGAAAUCCUCACUCCUUAACUGUCUUUUCCUGCAUCUCAUUUUUAUAGAGCUACUCAGCCUUAUUUGGGAAAACCAACAACAACAAAAAGGCUUUUAGAAAAUGGUUGUAUAUCCAACUUCUUUGCAAGUGACUGUAUAUUGUAAAUAGAUAUAAAGGCCUUUUUUUCUAAAUAAGGACCUGACUGCCUGUCACAUGAGACUUCAAACUAAACCACUAACUCAAUGAGCUACUUAUGGUUUGUCUAACAUCUCUCACUUACCAAUUAAUUAAUUAUAAAUAUGUUUUUUAAAUCCUCAGAGACAUUACCUGUGGUCUUCUUUUUCUUUUUUUCUUUUCAAAUCUUGCCUGUGUGCCUGAUACCAUUUCUUUCCAAGUUGCCCACAGCAUCUCCACUUAAACUAGGCUAGUAACCAAAAUAACGUGGACCUUCUUUAGGAACCAAUGUGGCAGAAAAAAAGGCCCAGCCAUAAGAUAGCCCAGAAAUUCUGGGAGUCUUGUGCCUGGCUGCAUGCCACGUCAGUGUUGUUCUGAACAUAACGGCCCCAUUUAAACUCAUCUGCAGACUGCUGUGGUCAGAAUGCCUUCUUAGCAUUGUGUAAGGGGGCCAGUGACCUAUGUAGUUCCGGGCACAGCCCUGCCUCAAAUAAUGGGAAUAUAUUUGCAUGUAACCCCAAAUUAGCUUCUCUUGCAUAGAAUAUAAUAAGUAUGUGUCUUUGGUGACACGAAAGUUCUACUAUAGCAUAUUUUCAAAAAAGGAUUAAAAAAAAAGUGUACAGAAGUCACAUUUAAACCUUGUUGUAAAACUGGAUCAUGUCAGAACUGCUUAAAAUUAACCUUUACCGUUUAAUGUCAUCUACCUGAAAACACUGAGAUUUAUACUGUAUUGAUGUCUAUUUUUUUGUUUUUGCUAUGAAUAUAAUUACAGUAUUUUAAUAUUUAGUUAUUUAAUUUGUUCUAGUUGGAUACAGACAUACAAAUCCAGUAGGGGGGGGUUAAAGCUGGUGGGGGCUAAGAGAGAAGUUUAGUUUAUAGUUUAAAAAAAAAAAAAGCUUUGGUGGUGGGAUUUUUUUAAAAAAUGUGUGUUAUGUACAUAAAUAUAAAUAUAUAUAUAUAUGAAAUCAAAACAAUUAAUCUAGAUUUUAACAUUUUCAGAUACUUGGUGAUAAUAGUAUGAACAAUUCUAAAAGCCCUGUGAUUUGAACAACAUAGGAUGAUUAAUGGCCCAGGAAAGGAAGGACAGGCCUUCACACCAUUGUGGAGAUAGAGGUAUCAUGCACAGGACAGUGGCUUUGGCUCUCCCAACUCUUCAUCUUUAGGCCCUGUGACAGGCACAGUAAUGCACUGAAAUGCGCAUACAUGCAGGCAUUUGGUAUAAUAGUGAUCUUAUACCUUCUGGGCUGAAAUCAGGGUAAGAACAGAAUGUUCUUCCUGAUAACUAGGUCUCCAAGAGAAAAUCUAAAGGCUGCUCUAGUGCCUUAUGCUUACUAAAUUUCAAUCUUUAUUUACCAAGGUUUGAGCCUACAGUCUGUUAUGAUUACAUAUCAAAAUUGAUUCCAACACUUCCAUUUCUAAAAGUUGAAAUAUACUUGUGAAUAAAAGGAUUCUUGGCAUUAAUACUUCCACUUGAAAAAGCAAAGUUGUGUUCUGUUUUCCUUUCUGUAUCUCGCUCCUUACCCUCUCCUCCUCACCGUCUUACUUCACUUCUAAAAACGAUGCUGACAUCCACCAGUUGUAGGACCCACGCGCUCACCUAGUAGGCGCUCGCCCCAUCUGCCCUUCAUAUGCUUGCAGCACUGUUAUUCUAACAUUUUUGAAAAGCAACAUCCUCUUUUUAUCCAGGAACCAUGUUUACCCCAUACCCAAUGGCAGAGGUAUUCUUUAAAGACUUGAAAAUAGGAGUGUGUGUGUGUGUGUGUGUGUGUGUGUGUGUGU
Dipodomys ordii (Ord's kangaroo rat) is the source of this 12254-nucleotide messenger RNA. It is a transcript of the gene Wdfy3, whose product is annotated as WD repeat and FYVE domain containing 3. Bases 288 to 10073 code for a protein of 3261 amino acids. The record is from RefSeq and is a predicted model, not a curated record. The transcript is spliced from 63 exons. Gene Ontology annotation, molecular function: protein binding. Lineage: Eukaryota; Metazoa; Chordata; Mammalia; Rodentia; Heteromyidae.